AAACAGAAAUUGUCGUGCGAUGGUAAUUGCGACCUGGAAAGACACUUGCUGAGGGAUAACUCGUAAGAUAUUUGCCCCUCAGGGAAGAUGUCUAUCAAGAGUAUGUGGAUUUUCAUCGUUCUUUUAGUUGCAAUAAUAACAAAAGUACGCUCUAAACAGUAUAUCCUAUACCUUGAAAAAACCCAACCUCCAGUGGCAAGAGGCGAAUAUGUUGAAAUAACAUUGUCAUUUAUGCUGCCUUCCUAUUUUUCGGGAGUACCUUGUGCUGAUAACGAAUAUCUUGAGAUUCGCGAUGGUUAUAAUCAGUCUGCCAAUCUAUUAGGUGUAUUUUGUGGAAGAUACAUUAAGUCUUUAAUCCGCCGAUCCAGCGGACAUUACAUGUGGUUAAGAUUUUCAUCAUCGGGCAGAUACUGGUUAUUUUACCAUAAUUACUAUGAGGGAAGAGCAGCAAAUAAAAAAGUUCCUGCAGGUCUGAGUCAAGACGCACAGACUCAGUUUGUCCUGCUCAACCAUUCGUCAUCUUUGUGGUGCCCGGCGGAAGGUGGACCGGCUCCUCGCAUUGUGUGGAGAAAGAAUGGCGCUGUUGUGCAAAAUAGCACGAGUGUUCGACUUCUAAUCAACGUUACUAAUGAAGAAAGGAAUACAAACUACAGCUGCGAGGUGGAAAGCCAUGGUCAGUUGAAGAGGAAAUAUAUCAGUCUCGUUUUCGAGAGCUGUCCUGAACCAUGUCGAUGCACAGUUCUGAAAGGUAACAUGAAGGGCAUACAUGUUGAUUGUGAAAGAAAACGGCUAACAUCAGUUCCACAGAACAUUCCGAGAGCUACAGUAAAACUGUAA
Molecule: messenger RNA, 837 nt
Organism: Pocillopora damicornis (cauliflower coral)
Lineage: Eukaryota; Metazoa; Cnidaria; Anthozoa; Scleractinia; Pocilloporidae
Biological process (GO): adenylate cyclase-activating G protein-coupled receptor signaling pathway; activation of adenylate cyclase activity; hormone-mediated signaling pathway
Cellular component (GO): plasma membrane
Molecular function (GO): protein-hormone receptor activity; G protein-coupled peptide receptor activity; protein binding
Source: RefSeq, a predicted model, not a curated record